GUAAUUAUUGACUCAGUUUUAUACUUUUUAUUUAAAGUAAAGGCAAAUGUUUAUAAUAAUUUGACAAAGUAAUCAUAAAAAGAUUACUAUAAGUCUAUAACUUAACUUAAAAGAAUUCUCAACAUGUUUGCUAACUUAUUUGGAUUUCAAAGCUUCGAGUCAAGAACAUACAAAGCCCAAAACAAAACUCCGUCACAUUUGUAUUCUAACGCGUGUCUGGGUCAGAGUCUUCGCUGUGAUCAGUGACUAUUAAACAUUCAUCUGCAUAUAUAACCCUGUCCAAUUUACGCCUACCGAUUCUCCUUUCUAACUCUUUUGGCAACCCGUUAGCCCGAAUCUAGGGAGAGAAAGCUAGGCGGCCAGCCGUAAUCUCCAUAGUCAAAUCUCGGGUUCACUCCUGCGCAGAAAAUGGCUGAUGGUGAGGAUAUCCAGCCACUUGUAUGUGACAAUGGAACUGGAAUGGUGAAGGCUGGAUUUGCCGGUGAUGAUGCUCCAAGAGCAGUAUUUCCCAGUAUUGUUGGUCGCCCUCGACAUACAGGUGUCAUGGUUGGGAUGGGACAGAAGGAUGCCUAUGUGGGUGAUGAAGCUCAGUCUAAGAGGGGUAUCUUGACCUUGAAAUACCCAAUUGAGCAUGGCAUUGUCAGUAACUGGGAUGAUAUGGAAAAAAUUUGGCACCACACUUUCUACAAUGAAUUACGUGUCGCUCCUGAGGAGCACCCUGUCCUUCUCACCGAAGCACCCCUCAACCCAAAAGCAAAUAGAGAGAAGAUGACUCAAAUAAUGUUUGAGACCUUCAAUGUUCCUGCAAUGUAUGUUGCUAUUCAGGCUGUGCUCUCCUUGUAUGCCAGCGGUCGCACAACUGGUAUUGUUCUGGAUUCUGGUGAUGGUGUGAGCCAUACUGUACCAAUAUAUGAAGGUUAUGCUCUUCCUCAUGCCAUCCUCCGUCUGGACCUUGCUGGACGUGACCUCACCGAUCACCUCAUGAAGAUCCUCACUGAGAGAGGUUACAUGUUCACUACAACUGCCGAGAGAGAAAUUGUUCGUGACAUGAAGGAAAAACUUGCUUACGUGGCACUCGAUUACGAGCAGGAGCUUGAAACUGCAAAGAGCAGUUCUUCUGUUGAGAAGAACUAUGAGUUGCCUGAUGGACAGGUCAUCACCAUUGGGGGAGAAAGGUUCCGUUGCCCAGAAGUCCUUUUCCAGCCAUCUAUUAUUGGGAUGGAAGCUGCUGGUAUUCAUGAGACCACAUACAACUCGAUUAUGAAGUGUGAUGUGGAUAUCAGGAAGGAUCUGUAUGGUAAUAUUGUUCUCAGUGGUGGGUCUACAAUGUUCCCUGGCAUUGCUGAUCGUAUGAGCAAGGAAAUCACUGCUUUGGCUCCCAGCAGUAUGAAGAUUAAGGUGGUUGCACCGCCUGAAAGAAAAUACAGUGUUUGGAUUGGUGGAUCCAUCCUUGCCUCCCUCAGCACUUUCCAGCAGAUGUGGAUUUCAAAAGGGGAGUAUGAGGAGUCUGGCCCAUCAAUUGUCCACAGGAAGUGCUUCUAAAAUGCUUCUACUGUUACUAUUACUACUACUUAGAGGGGGACUGCGACAACGGUUUGCCUUUUCUGCCUUAGAUGUGUCAUUACUAGCAAGUGUUUGUAGUUGGUGAGCGUUUGAUUGUGAUGUGUUUUUUCUCUUUCUUUUCAAUUUCUUAUUAUAUGGCUCUUUAAUCAGCUGGCGGACUUAUGUUAAUAGUUUAUUGCAAGGCAAAUUUUAUGAUACUUUGUUUUGGAAAGUAUUGUGAUGGUCAGGUUGGAAGGUUCUGUGUUUUUUAUCCACGUGGAUGGAUGCAUGUGUAAUUUGUGUUUUUUUUCGUAUUUGAAGAAUCGGCUUAGAAUUAUCUCCUGAAUAAUUUUUCCAUAUUUAAUUAUGCUCACAUAUUAUUUAUAGCUUUGGGUUCUGUUUGAGAUUGUGUACAGUGAUAUACAAUAUUGUGCAUACAAUAUGUUAUUAUUCGAUACA
Messenger RNA from Cuscuta epithymum, 2001 nucleotides. The record is from the annotation of a GenBank genome assembly. Lineage: Eukaryota; Viridiplantae; Streptophyta; Magnoliopsida; Solanales; Convolvulaceae.